This is a messenger RNA of Schistosoma intercalatum, 2290 nucleotides long. The record is from the annotation of a GenBank genome assembly. Lineage: Eukaryota; Metazoa; Platyhelminthes; Trematoda; Strigeidida; Schistosomatidae.
GAGUAGGUGAUAUCGUGCGAGCACUCUUUAACUUAUAUGACUACCAUUUGUUAACCUUUUAUAUCUAUAAGAACAAAAUGAAAGAAAAAUGUUAGUCCCUGCCUAUAGUUUAUAUCAAUAUAGGUCUAGUUUCAUGCAUUGCUGUACAAAUCCUUUCAAAUGAACAACUAACGUACAAACAAUGCGCAUCAAAGUCAGAUGCUUCCCUACUACAUCCUUCUUCUUGCCAAUAACACGCCCCAUGUGCCGCCAGAUUUUGUUCUUUCUCUCAGUCCUCCUAGUAGUACUGUUGUUGGUGUUAAUACUCAGCAAAUUUUGGAGAUAUUCAGAAUUUUCAGAAUAUGAGCAUUCUAACGUUUUUUGGCUUUGGAAAGACGUAAUUUUAUCGCCAGCUGAUUCUUUAUGGCUAAAACCAGUUCAUUUGCAGUAUCCUAAAAAUAUACGUUUUGUCAUAAACAAAUCAUUAGAAACUUCAGGUCCGUUGUCUCAUUUAUUACCACUCAGUUCAAUUCCAAAUCUACGACAAUAUAUUUCAAAUAUUAAUAAGGUGCAAUACGUAAAAAACGAAGACCUGUAUGGUCAACUACCAACAAGAGAUAAUUUCAACUCUACAAGAUCCUCUCCUAAACAUGUUAUGAUAAUACAAGUUCAUAAUAGAUCUAUAGAGUUAAGUCUGUUAAUUGAAUCGUUACGACGUACAAAAGGAAUCGAAACAGCCCUUAUUAUUUUUUCACAUGAUUUCUAUUCUGAUGAAUUGAACAAUCUUAUCGGAUCUAUUCGCUUCACUCGUACUGUUCAAAUUUUUUAUCCCCAUUCAAUGCAACUAUUUCCAAACACCUUUCCUGGUACUGAUCCAAGAGAUUGUAAUAGUAGAAUAAAACCCACUGAAGCUAUUAAUAUAGAAUGUUUAAAUGCUCAUUGGCCAGACACAUUUCAGCAUUAUCGUGAAUCACAUUUUACUCAAAUUAAGCAUCAUUGGUUGUGGAAAAUUGAAUUCGUAAUGAAUCAUUUUUAUCCAACAAAAUAUUAUAAGGGUUAUUUCAUCUUAUUAGAAGAAGAUCAUUUUGUUGUAGAAGAUAUUUUAUAUAUGUCGGAAUUUAUUAGUAAAAAUAUUUGGAGUCCUUUAAAAACUGAUGGGAUUAUUGCCUUUGGAUCAUACGAUAAAAAUAACAUGUAUUUAUCCAAUGUGGUUGAACAAACUUACUGGCUUGCGCCGAAACACAAUAUGGGUAUGGCUGUAUCUCGUACUGUAUGGAAAAAUAUUGAACAAUGCUUGAAUUUAUUCUGUCUUUAUGAUGAUUAUAAUUGGGACUGGAGUCUACAGUAUAUUGGUCAAAAUUGUUUCCCAGGCAAACUGAAGGCCUUGACUCUACCUCUUUCUACUCGUGUCUUUCAUUUGGGUGAAUGCCGAGGUAUUCAUCAUCAGAAAAAUAUUUGCUCAACAGAAUCAUUGGCAAUAAAUAUUUUACACAUGUUUAAUGGACCAUUAUUGACCAAAUUAUAUCCGACAUCUCUACAUUUAUCAGAAAAAAUACAUACUGAAAAUCUUAAACAACGAGUUAAUGGUGGUUGGUCUGAUGAACGUGAUCGAAGUCUUUGCCAAAGUCUAUUUUCUAAUAAAUGGAAUAAAUUACUAACUCAAUGGGCUCCUAAAUUGAUAGAAUAUUCACCUAUUUACUAGGAAGAUUUCUUGUACUAUUCAAUUUUGUUUGUUUGUUUUUUGCCGUUUGAUCUUUCACUAUUUUUGUUACUUUUCCACUGUUGCUUGUUGGAAAAUUAAAAAAAAACAAACGAUCUAGAGUCUCACUUUAUUUUUCUCAUAUAAUUAACUGCUGAUAUAUAUAUUUUUUCAAAUCUAUAUCCUUUCUCAUUUAAAUGUUCAACCAUCCUCUACCAGGAAUUUUCUAUUUGAAUAGAUAAAGUUAUACUUUUUUGUUAUCUCUUAAAAUAGUCUGAGGUUUGCUCGACUUAAAUGUCUAUAUAUAAAAGGAUUGAGUUAGUAAUACUCAUAUAUUUAGAUGCCCUUUGUUUGAUUGUUUCUUGUUCUUUUAUAUAUUAUUGUUUCACAACAUGUGCUUGAAUUUCCUAGUUACAAGAUUUUCGUAAUUUAUUUUUUCAAUAACUUUGGUUAUCUUUCCAAUUUGUACUUCACUUAGUGCUCAGAUAAAUUGUGCUAUAUUGGAGUUUCCCGUUUUAUUUUAUAUCUUGAAAGAUAAUAGGAUAGUACCUAAAAAGGAAAUAAACUUGAACGGUAUCAAUUGAUUAAUUAUACUUAUUUUGUUUUGUUCAA